GUGCUACCGGUCAGGGUCCUUAUCGCGCCCGGCCUGACCCGGGAGGAGAGCAAGCCCGACCCGGUCCUCCCUUCUCCGCCACCGAGGCCUUUCCCUCCAAGCUCCCCCGCUUCCCCCUCUCCCAGGCCAUCUUGUACCAGGAAUCACGUGAGGAAAGGGGGGGCGGGAGAACGAGAGCCGCUGGUUCCCAUAGAAAUAGGGAAAGGGUUGUUCCCACCAGUCAUGUGACCUGCCCUGGCCGAUGGCUCCUUCCGCCAGGUUUGGCGCCGUGCGGGGGCCGUAGGAUCGCGGGCCCCCCCGCACUCCCGGGCAGGCGCCGCCGCUCCGCGCCCCGCCAAGGCGCUUCUCAGCUCCCGCCGGGACCCUACCAUGGAGGUUUUCAUCCCGUCGUUCCGCUAUGAGGAGAGCGAGUUGGAAAGAGGCUACACGGUCUUUAAAAUAGAAGUACUAACGAAUGGAAGAAAACACUUUGUCGAAAAGAGGUAUAGUGAAUUUCACGCUCUGCAUAAAAAGCUUAAGAAAUUUAUAAGAACCCCAGAAAUCCCUUCAAAGCAUGUGAGGAACUGGGUGCCCAAAGUCCUCGAACAGCGUCGGCAAGGUUUGGAAACUUAUUUACAGUGUAUUAUUUUAGAAAAUGAGGAGCUUCCUAAAAUUUUUCUUGAUUUCCUCAACGUUCGUCACUUCCCUUCUCUUCCAAAAGCAGAAAGUUGUGGCUCUUUUGAAGAAACAGAAUCUGAAGAAUCAAGCAAACUGUCCCACCAGCCUGUGCUGCUGUUCCUAAGGGAUCCAUAUGUCUUGCCUACAGCCAAUGAUGACUUUCCAAAUGUAGUUAUUGAAGGUGUUCUUCAUGGAUUGUUUUAUCCUCACCUGCAGCCCAGGUAGAAAAUGGGUUUGGAUGGAUAGUAACUGAAGUAAAUUCAAGACCUCUUCCUCGAUUUGGAUUUUUAGUGGAAAUCUAAAGAGUGGAAUGUGGCAACAGUUACGUUUAAUAAUGGAACAUUUACCCUUUCUGAAAUCAGUGAAUCACUAAUAUUGCUGCUUUUUUAAAAAGCUGAACAGAAGAAAUACUACUCUGAAGACUAAUUCUACUUAACUCUAAAUAUUUAAACUGUAGAAUAGCUGAUGUGUAUAUACUGAAUUAUACUAACCUCUUUGUCAUUUGAUUGUUUUUAAUAUAAUAAGCGACUACACUAAACCUUUGUAGCAUCCACUGCUGGCAGUGGAUAGUCAACAUUCUAGCACAUGCAAGACUAAAUAAUGCAAAUAUUUAGAUAAUAAUUGCCAAAAAUGGAGAUGCAAUAUAAGCUUAUUGUAUCAGUAUUUCCAGUGUUGUAUCAUAUCUGUGUCAUCUGAAGAAGGAUUGGACAUGUUCAUAUGCUUGAAACCAGGUUCAAGAGUUGCUUUAAUUUACUUCAAGGCCCUGGCUACAGUCCUUGGGCUUCCAGAUAAUAAUAUGCUUGUUUAGCAUAACUCUCCCAUGUUAGUUAACCUGUGCUACUCUGUAAAAGAAAACAAGCAGUAAUGUGAUUAAUUGGGGAGAGGGGGGAAGAUAUCAUGCAUCAGAGGUCAACUGUCCAAAUAAAUACAUGUCUCUGUUUUGCAAGAUGUUGGAUUCCAAAGUAAAACAUUAUGUAAAAAUU
This is a messenger RNA of Pogona vitticeps (central bearded dragon), 1640 nucleotides long. It is a transcript of the gene SNX24, whose product is annotated as sorting nexin 24. The record is from RefSeq and is a predicted model, not a curated record. NCBI's taxonomy places the organism in Eukaryota, Metazoa, Chordata, Lepidosauria, Squamata, Agamidae. Gene Ontology annotation, molecular function: phosphatidylinositol phosphate binding.